Molecule: messenger RNA, 276 nt
Organism: Funneliformis caledonium
Lineage: Eukaryota; Fungi; Glomeromycota; Glomeromycetes; Glomerales; Glomeraceae
Source: the annotation of a GenBank genome assembly
AUGGAUCAAAUAUUAUCAAAAGAAUUCGAUUUCGAUGGUAUACGUAUCAAUGCGCAUUUGAUAGUACUUUAUGAUGAUAUCCUCUAUUCCAAGAUUCAACCUUUAUAUACUAAUCCUUGGAACCCAAUAGAAAGUAAUCCAUUUAAUCGUGAAAUACUUUGGCCAUCUUCUUACUCACGAUCGUCUCCUUCAUACAAAUUCAUCGCUACUAUCAAUGCAUUCCGUAAAGCAUUACUUGGAGCAUUCUUCUCUUCAUCAUCUAUCAAACUUGGAUAG